This is a messenger RNA of Nicotiana tabacum (common tobacco), 4003 nucleotides long. RefSeq names its product serine/threonine-protein phosphatase BSL3-like. The record is from RefSeq and is a predicted model, not a curated record. Gene Ontology annotation, biological process: brassinosteroid mediated signaling pathway. NCBI's taxonomy places the organism in Eukaryota, Viridiplantae, Streptophyta, Magnoliopsida, Solanales, Solanaceae. Gene Ontology annotation, molecular function: phosphoprotein phosphatase activity; protein binding.
UGUACGAUCUUCAUAAACACAGUGUAAAUCUCGCUUCAGGACUUGUACCCUAAGAGGUAAAAAUAAAGUCCACUAUAGUCAGAUUUCUUCAUAGCCAUUAGACAGAUGAGAGAGACAGAGAUACUUUAUGUGCAGAAAAAUACGUAUGAAUCUAUAGAUACAGAUAGAUAUAUCUAAAUGUGCGCCUAUACAUACAUUUGAAUAUUUGUAGAGAGAGAGGAAUGAGUGAUCGAGGGUUGGACAGAGAAGAGAGAGUUUAAGAGAGAGAAACUGUUCGGAUUGGUAUUCGUCGACCGCCUUAAAGCUUCUUUAGAAAAGAAGAGAGAGAAGAAAAACCUAGAAACUCGUAAAAUUUGGAUGUGUUUGAAUCAGAGGAUUUGAAGUUGUGAUUUUCGACAUUUAGGGUUUGAAUUGGAUUGGAAAUGUUGAUCCGAAAUGCGCAUGGUUGAGAAUUGGAGCUCCGAUAAGCUUAAGAAUCUAGGGUUUCGAGGUGGGGGAUAUGGACGUGGAUUCAGCGAUGUCAUCGGAAUCCGAUCACGAUCAGAAUAACGGCGCGUCGUCGGAGCAGCUAAACGGCCAGUCAUCUGCUGGAGGAUCUCCGCCGGAGACUCCUCAGGAUCAGCAGCAUCCGGCAACUUCUCAGCAGCAGCAGGGCAGUACUCCGGUGGUGGGGCCGAGGUGUGCUCCGACGUACUCGGUGGUGCACGCUGUUCUAGAGAAGGAGGAGGAUGGUCCAGGGCCGAGGUGUGGGCAUACCUUAACGGCUGUACCGGCGGUUGGAGAGGAGGGUAGCCCCAAUUACAGUGGUCCCAGGCUUAUUCUCUUUGGUGGUGCAACUGCGCUUGAAGGGAAUUCUGCUGCUUCAGGGACUCCUUCUUCUGCUGGAAGUGCUGGAAUUCGUUUAGCAGGUGCUACAGCUGAUGUACACUGCUAUGAUGUUUUGACAAAUAAAUGGUCUAGGAUGACUCCUAUAGGUGAGCCACCCACGCCAAGGGCUGCUCAUGUUGCUACAGCUGUUGGAACCAUGGUUGUUAUUCAGGGUGGAAUUGGUCCAGCUGGUUUGUCCGCUGAGGAUCUUCAUGUUCUGGACCUUACACAACAACGCCCACGAUGGCACAGGGUUGUGGUCCAAGGACCUGGUCCAGGGCCACGUUAUGGCCAUGUCAUGGCUUUGGUAGGGCAAAGAUAUCUCAUGGCUAUUGGUGGAAAUGAUGGAAAACGGCCUCUAGCGGAUGUUUGGGCUUUGGACACAGCUGCCAAGCCAUAUGAAUGGCGCAAAUUAGAACCUGAGGGUGAAGGUCCACCUCCUUGCAUGUACGCAACUGCAAGUGCGCGAUCUGAUGGUCUUCUUCUGCUUUGUGGAGGAAGGGAUGCCAAUAGUGUGCCACUGGCCAGCGCAUAUGGACUUGCCAAGCAUAGAGAUGGGCGCUGGGAAUGGGCCAUUGCUCCUGGUGUGUCACCGUCCUCUAGAUAUCAACAUGCUGCUGUUUUUGUUAAUGCUCGGCUCCAUGUAUCUGGAGGGGCACUUGGUGGUGGACGCAUGGUGGAGGAUUCAUCUAGUAUAGCAGUUCUUGAUACUGCCGCAGGAGUGUGGUGUGACACGAAGUCUGUUGUCACUAGUCCUAGAACUGGCAGAUACAGUGCAGAUGCAGCUGGGGGAGAUGCUGCAGUUGAAUUGACCAGACGUUGUAGACAUGCGGCUGCUGCUGUUGGUGACUUGAUAUUUAUUUAUGGUGGUCUGCGUGGUGGGGUAUUGCUAGAUGACUUGCUUGUUGCCGAAGACUUGGCCGCUGCUGAAACAACUAGUGCAGCUUCACAUGUAGCUGCUGCAGCUGCUGGGAGGAUAGCAGGAAGGUAUGGGUUUGGUGAUGAAAGAACAAGGCAAACAGACCCUGAGGUAGUUAAUGAUGGCUCAGUUGUACUGGGAACUCCUGUUGCACCCCCUAUAAAUGGUGAUACAUAUUCUGAUAUAAGCACUGAAAAUGCGACGCUUCAAGGAUCUCGGAGACUCAUCAAAGGUGUUGAAUAUCUAGUGGAGGCUUCUGCCGCAGAAGCUGAGGCUAUUACUGCCACCCUAGCAGCUGCAAAAGCUCGACAACAAGGUAAUGGAGAAGUUGAACUUCCAGACAGGGAUCGUGGAGCAGAGGCAACGCCAAGUGGAAAACAGACGCCUUCUUUGAUCAAGCCCGAUUCUGUCCCAGCUGGAGUCCGGCUACAUCACCGUGCUGUGGUUGUAGCUGCAGAGACUGGUGGAGCUCUUGGUGGCAUGGUACGACAGCUUUCGAUUGAUCAGUUCGAAAAUGAAGGCAGGCGAGUCAGUUAUGGAACCCCAGAAAAUGCAACAGCAGCAAGAAAACUAUUGGAUCGUCAAAUGUCCAUCAACAGUGUUCCCAAAAAGGUGAUUGCCCAUCUUUUGAAGCCUCGUGGCUGGAAGCCGCCUGUUCGGCGGCAAUUUUUCUUGGACUGCAAUGAGAUGGCUGAUCUUUGUGACAGUGCCGAAAGGAUAUUUGCUAGUGAACCUAGUGUUUUACAGCUUAGGGCUCCUAUUAAGAUAUUUGGUGACUUGCAUGGCCAAUUUGGGGAUCUUAUGCGUCUUUUCGAUGAGUAUGGUUCCCCAUCGACUGCUGGGGAUAUAUCGUAUAUUGACUACCUCUUCUUAGGAGAUUAUGUUGACAGGGGCCAGCACAGUUUGGAAACGAUAACUCUUCUUCUUGCUUUAAAGGUUGAGUAUCCCCUCAAUGUACAUCUAAUUCGUGGGAACCAUGAAGCUUCAGAUAUUAAUGCGCUUUUCGGCUUUCGAAUUGAGUGCAUCGAACGGAUGGGUGAGCGAGAUGGAAUUUGGGCAUGGCAUCGAUUUAAUAGAUUGUUCAACUGGCUUCCUCUGGCAGCACUAAUCGAGAAAAAGAUAAUCUGUAUGCAUGGUGGUAUUGGAAGGUCAAUUAAUCAUGUUGAACAAAUAGAAAAUAUUCAGCGUCCUAUCACUAUGGAUGCUGGCUCAAUUGUUCUUAUGGAUUUAUUGUGGUCUGACCCAACAGAAAAUGAUAGCGUUGAAGGAUUAAGACCAAAUGCAAGAGGUCCAGGGUUGGUCACUUUUGGGCCUGAUCGUGUGAUGGAAUUCUGCAACAACAAUGAUCUUCAACUGAUAGUCCGGGCGCAUGAAUGUGUGAUGGAUGGAUUUGAACGAUUUGCUCAGGGACAUUUAAUUACACUUUUUUCAGCCACUAAUUACUGUGGUACUGCUAAUAACGCUGGUGCUAUCUUGGUAUUGGGUAGAGAUCUUGUCGUGGUUCCAAAACUUAUUCACCCGCUGCCACCAGCAACAUCUCCUGAAACUUCACCUGAGCGGCAUAUAGAGGACACUUGGAUGCAGGAGCUAAAUGCUAACAGACCACCUACACCAACUAGAGGACGUCCUCAAGUUGCCAACGAUCGAGUGAUUUGUACAUAGCACGACACCAUUCAGAGAGUUCCAUGGAGAUACUUAUCCUCUUGAAAAGUUGAAGGCUUGAGGCAACUUGGGGAUUCUUCCACAGAAAAGAUGCUUUCAGAGGAUCAGAUUUGGAUAUUGGAGGUUGCAGGCGCAUGGUCUAUUCAUCAUGAUGCAGAGCAGUUCGGGCUUUCCAAUAGUUGCCCUUUGUACAUUGAGCCAGAAGCAGGUAGAAGGAUGUUAUCAUGAUGCAAAGACAGUUCCGGGGUGGGUUUUUUAUUGUAUUUUAUUCCUUGUUAAGAGCCAGUUCUGAGUGGGCAGUGCUGGGUUUUUAUUGUAUUCCUACAUAAAUUUUUCCUCGUUUAGGGUGUAUCAUUUUUUUCUACGAUAGAAAAGGACUGAGUCCCCCACAUAUCAUUGCUGAGUAUAUAAUCCUGAAGAUCGCUGUCGUAAUUCAUGUAUCAUAGAGGUGGUUGCUUUGUGUAAUUGUAUUGCUGCCUUGUAAAAUGUUACUUCCACUGUGAACAAGAAAAAGAUGCGAAAAAAUAGCUAGUCAUCUACUAUUUAUCCUGUUUA